CUGUCUGUCUGUCUGUCCGGAGGGGAAGGUGGAGGGGGUUCUGUUUGUCCAUCCGAGGGCUCUGCGUGCUGCGGGGGGAUCCGUCUGUCCGUCUGUCUAAAGGGGCAGCACAGGGGGUCUGUCCGUCCUUGGAGGGGAUAGAAAAGGGGGAUAUCUGUCUGUCUGUCUGUCCGUCCGGGGCGGGGACGGACACCCUCACCCUCCCCUCUCCUCAGCCCCUCCCACAUGAGCCCCCCCCGGGAUGAGCUCCAAGGCCAAGCGGGUGCUGCCCACCCGCCCUGAGCCCCCCAGCGUGGAGCAGAUCCUGGCCGACGUGCAGGGCGCCGACCCCACCGACCCCGUCUUCAUCCUCCCCUCCGAGCCCCCCCAGGACCACGGCCCCGCUCCAGGCUGCCCCGAGCCCGCGGCCGAGGAGCGGGAGCGGCUGUACCGGCAGAUCCGCUCCUACGUGGGCAUGAACCAGCGGCUGCAGCGGUCCCGGGAGCAGCUGCGGGAGCGGCGCCGGGAGCUGGGCGCGGUUGGGGAGGCGCUGGAUCGCGGCAUCGCCGAGAUGAGGCAGAAAGCGUUCUGAGGAACCGCGCUGGGCGCCUCGGGGUCACGCCGCGCUGUGGUUUCACCUUCCCAAACCGUUUCCCUCGGGAGGAUCCAAGACUGUGCCGCCCCAGUGACCUUUUCCCAGGGAACACUGGGAUCCUCCAGGCCAUCGCGGUGGCACCUUCCUGGUGCUGGAACGAAGCCUUGCACCCCUCCUUCUGCCCCUGAAGCGGCUGCCAUGUCCCCCGUGGGUGGCACGAACUCUCCUCCCUACGACUUUUCCCUCUGGUACUUCCCCGAGGAUGUCCACGUCGCCUCCCGCAUCGCGGAGCGCCUGAGGGAGGAGGGAUUUCGGGGCUUCAUCGAGCACCAGGACCAAGUGGCCGGGAGAUCCGUCGUCCUGACGGCCGUGGAGGCCAUCGAGGCCAGCCGAGUGGCCAUCCUGCUGCUCUCGGCCAAGUCCGUGGGCGACCGGUGGUGCCAGCGCGUGUCCCAGUGGAACCUGUUCCGCGCCAUCCACCAGCGCGGCCCCAAGGUGGUCCCCGUGUGCGUGGGGGUCACCAGAGCCGAGCUGCCCCCGUUCCUGCGGCACCUGGUCCCGCUGGAAUACCAGAACGAGUUCUUCUUCCAGCGGCUCGUGGCCAGCCUGAGGUCCCGCCCGGGCAGCGGGGCCAGGCGGGUGCCGCCCCAGGGGACGCGCUGAGGGACCCCCGGGGGGGCCGGGCCGGGGGCCAGCACGGCCCCGUGGUGUGAACAAGUGUCCUGCUUUGCUAAUAAAGGUGAUGGG
Messenger RNA from Hirundo rustica (Barn swallow), 1321 nucleotides. It is a transcript of the gene C26H19orf25, whose product is annotated as chromosome 26 C19orf25 homolog. The coding region runs from base 242 to 571 and encodes 109 amino acids. NCBI's taxonomy places the organism in Eukaryota, Metazoa, Chordata, Aves, Passeriformes, Hirundinidae. The record is from RefSeq and is a predicted model, not a curated record. The transcript has 2 exons.